UAAGUGCCCUCAAAAAAAAGGAGAUUUCAACUCCUGCGGUCAAAAUGUAUCCAGCUCCUUAUGAACAAACGACAGCACCAUUUUCUCAGUUAGGAAAUGCUUCUUUAUCUAAAUAAAAAUGUAAAAAGGAAUAAAUUUAAAUUUGAUUUUUCAGGUAAAUAUUGAAUCAGCAUACUAUCAUUGAAGAUGUUCUAUCUAAACCACGGUAUUCGGAAAGGAAAAUAAAAGAAAUUCUAUUAUGAAAAGAUCUGUAAUUUUCUCACUGUCAAUAGUUGCUGCUGUCACCGCUCUUAGUGUUUCAACACCUUUUAAUCACAAAGCAGUAAAUUUUUAUGAAGCUGGAAAAACUUCAUCUCACAAGUACAAAGUAGUGUGUUACUAUGGAAGUUGGGCAGUCUACAGACCAGAUGAAGGGAAAUUUCCUGUCGAAAAUAUAGAUCCUUUUAUUUGUACGCAUCUUGUUUAUGGAUUCGUGGGUCUUGGAUUUGACAACAAAAUCCGUUGCCUUGACCCAUAUUAUGAUUUAGAAGAGAACUAUGGAAAAGGUGCAUUUAAGAGAUUUACUGGACUCAAGCAAAUUAAUCCCGAGUUAAAGACUAUAAUUGCCAUCGGAGGAUGGAACGAAGGUUCUACUCGCUAUUCCAACAUGGCAGCAUCGGCUUCGACGAGAAAAAUAUUCGUUGACAGCGUUGUCGAGUUUGUGAGGAAGCAUAACUUUGACGGAUUGGAUAUGGAUUGGGAGUAUCCAGCUACCAGAGGUGGAAAACCUGAAGACAAACAAAACUUUGUUGCUUUACUGAGAGAACUGAAAGCCGAAUUUCAAAAAUACAAUCUAUUACUAACAGCAGCUGUGUCAGCUGGAAAACAUACUAUGGACGAUGCUUAUGAUAUACCACAAGUAUCUCAGUAUUUAGAUUUCAUUAACGUGAUGUGUUAUGAUUAUCAUGGGGGCUGGGAAAGCUUUACAGGACACAAUGCUCCUUUGUACGCAAGACCAGACGAGAGCAAAGAAAAUCAAAUGCUUAAUUUGAACUUUUCAAUUAACGAAUGGAUAUCAAAGGGAGCUCCAAGAGAAAAACUUGUUUUGGGAAUGGGGCUCUAUGGACGAUCAUUUACACUUCAAAAAUCCGAAAACCAUGGGUUAAAUGCUUCAGCUCCGCAAAAAGGAAGAGCUGGGCCUUAUACUAGAGAACCUGGUUCCUUAGGAUACAAUGAAAUCUGUGACAUGCAAAAGAAAGAAAAAUGGAAUAUAGUAUGGGAUGAUUUUUACAUGGCUCCUUAUGCUUAUCAAGACAGGCAAUGGGUAGGAUAUGAUAAUGAAGCUAGUAUCAGACUUAAGGUCAAUUAUGCCAAAUAUUACAAACUGGGAGGAGGUAUGGUGUGGUCCAUAGAAACAGAUGAUUUCCAUGGAAAAUGCCAUGGCAAAAAGUAUCCCUUAUUAACUGCAAUCAAUGAAGAGUUUGCCAACCCAUCAGUGGCUCUUCCUUUACCUCCUGAACCACCAGCAACAGUACCUUCAGCUUCAACUGCAACUAGCCAAGAAACAAAACCACCUUCAACAACUUCUACAACCACCACUACUACAACAACAACCACUACAACUCCCCGACCAUCAACAAGUUGGACACCACCUUCCACGUCUCAAGAUCCAAAUCAUGAUCCAGUCGACACACCAAGUUUUGAAUGUCGCCAAUCUGGCCUUCAAAGAGAUCCAGCAGACUGCCAAAAAUUUCAUUCUUGCGUACAAGUUCACGGUCCAAAUGGCAGUUCAUUCUUGCCAUAUGAAUUCUCUUGCCCACCAGGUACGGUCUUUGACAAAAAGAUACAAGGAUGCAACUCUCCAACUUUAGUAGAAGGUUGUGAAAAUGCAACUACUCAAGUAUUUAGUUUCUUCAGACCUCAUUUUUGAAGGAAACAGGAUUCUCAAUUUAGGACCCUCUAUUUAUUUAUUUUCCUUUAUAAGUAAAAAAAAAGAAAAAAUUAUAAAAUAUAAUAUUUUGUGAAAAUUUAGUAAUUUUAAAACUACAAAAUGACAUCUAUAGAUGACAAAUGCGAAAAAUACAUUCCAUUUUAUUUAUAUUAAACAUUGUAUUUCAUUAUAUGUAAAUAGUAUUUUGUUUUGUGGCUGUAUUAAUUGACUUUUGUUGAAAUAGUCCAUUUCCGCUUAUAUAAACUAUUGCUCUUAUUAUU
Molecule: messenger RNA, 2190 nt
Organism: Parasteatoda tepidariorum (common house spider)
Lineage: Eukaryota; Metazoa; Arthropoda; Arachnida; Araneae; Theridiidae
Product: chitinase-3-like protein 1
Biological process (GO): chitin catabolic process; carbohydrate metabolic process
Cellular component (GO): extracellular region
Molecular function (GO): chitinase activity; chitin binding
Source: RefSeq, a predicted model, not a curated record